Messenger RNA from Magnolia sinica, 1926 nucleotides. Its product is annotated as protein FAR1-RELATED SEQUENCE 5-like. Gene Ontology annotation, biological process: regulation of DNA-templated transcription. The transcript is spliced from 4 exons. The record is from RefSeq and is a predicted model, not a curated record. Lineage: Eukaryota; Viridiplantae; Streptophyta; Magnoliopsida; Magnoliales; Magnoliaceae. The coding region runs from base 94 to 1926 and encodes 610 amino acids.
UGCGGUCAAGCUUUUGUGACAAACAGAACUCUCCACAGCCAUGGGCCGGGGUUCCAAGUUCCAUUAACAUCAACAAGAAUAAUUUUUGGGGAAAUGGAGUCACAACCUAAUGCAGGUGUAGAGAAUCAUAAUGGACACCAGACAAAUCAUAAUGAACACCAGACAAAUCAUAAUGAAGAAACAAUCUCACAUCCAUAUGAUUUCAUUCCAGAAGCACCCAAGGAAGUGAAACCAAUAGUUGGUAUGGUGUUCAUUUCUGAAAAUGUUGCAUAUGAUUUCUACAAUGAAUAUGCUAGAUGGUGUGGAUUUAGUAUACGAAAAGGUUCAACGCGGAAUAGUAUGAAAACAGGUGAAACAAUUAUGCGAAGUUUUAUAUGUUCUAAGGAAGGGUAUCGACAUCGCAAGCAUAUAGAAGCAACAGAUCAUAAAAAGAGACCAAGAGCCAUGACAAGAUGUGAUUGCAAGGCAAAGAUUGUAGUUCACAAGAAUGGAUCAGAUAGAUGGGAAGUUAAGACAUUUGUGGAAGCACAUAGUCACAAUUUAAUGAGUCCAAGCAAGGUUCAUUAUUUACGAUCACAUCGACAUUUUACAGAUUCUCACAAGGUUGUCAUGGAUAACAUGAGAAAAGCAGGUAUUGGCGCAGCUAAAGUGUUAAAUUUUUUUACAAAUGAAGCUGGAGGACCUGAGAAAAUGGGUUUUAUUGAUGAAGAUGCAAGAAAUGCUCUAAAAAUUCAAAGGCGUGACAAACAUGGCAAAAGUGCUCAAGAGUUGCUUCUUUACUUUCAAAAUAAACAGAGGAAUGAUGAUAAUUUUACUUAUGCAAUCCAAAUUAACAAUGAAUGUAGAUUGACAUCUUGUUUUUGGGCAGAUAAUAUUUCAAAAAUAGACUAUGAAGCUUUUGGUGACGUUGUAUGUUUUGACACAACAUACAAGACAAAUCAAUUUGAUAUGCCUUUUGGUCCAUUUGUCAGAGUCAACCACCAUAAGCAAUCUAUCUUGUUUGGUGCCGGGCUUCUAUUUGGUGAAACCAUUGAAGAUUUCGAAUGGUUAUUUCAAUCAUGGUUACAAGCUAUGGGUGGGAAGCUUCCAAAGGCCAUAAUUACAGAUCAGGAUCCAGCAAUUGCUGCUGCAAUUGCAAGUGUAUUUCCGAAUACCGAGCAUAGGUUGUGCAUGUGGCACAUUGUUCAGAAGCUUCCAGAGAAGUUAGGUAAAGUAAUUAAUGAGAACCCAUCAUUCAACACUGAUUGGAGAAAUUGUGUAUAUAUGUGCGAUCAGGAAGCCGAAUUUGAUGCAUUAUGGUCGAAAAUGAUUGUAGAUUAUAAUCUUGAAGAAAAUAAAUGGUUACAAGAUUUGUACACGAUACGUAAAAUGUGGAUUCCAGCUUAUGUCAAGAAAACAUUUUAUGCAGGGAUGUCAACGACACAACGGAGUGAAGGAACGAGGACUCCAGAAAUAAUGGAACCUGUGUUAUCAGCUUUAGAAGAUUUGGUUGCAAAUGUUCGUAAAAAAUGUGGAGUCGAAGAAGAAACCAGUAUUGACAAGAAUGUUGAGGGUGGUGAAAGCAAUCUAUUGUUCAAUGCACAUUCUAAGAACUCUUACAUAGUACUUGAUCUGAUGGUUGUUAAUACUAAAGGCCGAACGAGUAAAAGAUUUAAAUCUGGCAGGGAGGAGAAUAAUUGUAGGAAACUCUAUUUGCAAUCUCUGGGAUUACCAGCAAAUACAGAACAUGAUCAUGGGACAUCUUCACAUUCUUUAGAAGAGGCCUGUCUAGUUGAAUUAUCGGAUGAAGAAGAUAAUACUCUCAUGGCGAACUAUGACAGUGUACAGUCAUGUUCUUCAAGUAAUAUGAAGAACAACAAUCUUGUACCAAAAGAGGUCUUGGAGGUGCUAGUAAAUGGUAGCUUGGCUUUGCCUCACUCUAAGUAG